CACCAUAAUAUGACGUCACUAGCUGAACUAGCGCAACCGAAUUGUUGGGAGUCGACUUGUCAGAUGUCUUUAAUAUUUUUAUAACCUAAACCCAAAAUGUCUACAGAUAGAAUGGUACACUGGAAAGACAUUUUGAAAAGGAGACUGGCAACUGCCAAGAAGGAUGAGAGGACUGAAGAGGAGAAGAAGACAGAGGAAACUGCUUUAUUCACGAAGUACUACACGGAAUGGAGGGGAGGAGGCAGCAAGGAGAGUUCCUACAGAAAUAUCCCGCGAUUCUACUACAGGCUUCCGGCGGAAGACGAGGUGUUGCUGCAGAAGUUGAGGGAGGAGAGCAGAGCUGUGUUUCUGCAGAGGAAGAGCAGGGAGCUCCUCGACAACGAGGAGUUACAGAAUCUGUGGUUCCUGCUGGACAAGCAUCAGGUCCCACCACUGUCUGGAGAGGAGGCCAUGAUCAGUUAUGACUGUUACCUGAAGGUUGGGGAGAUUGCUGGGGAGAAGUGCAAGCAGUUCUUCACAGCCAGAGUGUAUGCCAAGCUGCUCUACAACGACCCGUACGGACGCAUCUCCAUCAUGCAGUUCUUUAACUACGUCAUGAGGAAGGUGUGGCUGCACCAGACGAGGAUAGGGCUGAGUCUGUACGACGUGGCUGGACAGGGCUACCUGCGAGAGUCUGACCUGGAGAACUACAUUUUGGAGCUGAUUCCCACACUGCCCCAGCUAGACGGCCUGGAGAAGUCUUUCUACUCCUUCUAUGUGUGCACCGCCGUACGCAAGUUCUUCUUCUUCCUCGACCCACUGAGGACCGGAAAGAUUAAGAUCCAGGACAUUUUAGCCUGCAGUUUUCUGGAUGACCUUCUGGAGUUAAGAGAUGAGGAGCUGUCAAAGGAGAGUCAGGAAUCUAACUGGUUCUCAGCCCCCUCUGCCCUGAGGGUUUAUGGCCAGUACUUAAACCUGGACAAGGAUCAUAACGGCAUGCUGAGUAAGGAAGAGCUGUCUCGCUAUGGUACAGGCACGCUGACCAGUGUCUUCCUAGAUCGGGUAUACCAGGAGUGCCUCACAUACGAUGGAGAAAUGGACUAUAAAACGUACCUGGACUUUGUGCUGGCUCUGGAGAACAGGAAGGAGCCGGCUGCACUGCAGUACAUCUUCAAGCUGCUGGAUAUGGAGAACAAAGGCUACCUCAAUGUUUUUGCUCUCAACUACUUCUUCAGAGCCAUCCAGGAGCAGAUGAAGAUACAUGCUCAGGAACCUGUGACAUUCCAGGACGUCAAGGAUGAGAUCUUUGACAUGGUGAAACCCAGGGAUCCGUACAAGAUCACCCUGCAGGACCUGGUGAGCAGCAGCCAGGGAGACACCGUCACUAGCAUCCUCAUAGACCUCAACGGCUUCUGGACCUACGAGAACAGGGAGGUGCUGGUCGUCAAUGACAGCGACAGCAACAACUCUGACAUGGACGAGACCUGAUAUUAAUACCGCCGGAGUGCAAGGGUCUGAUCUGAACCAGGAAGAGGACGUGUUACGGGAGACGAUUCCCCACACCCCGCAGAGGGAAUAUAGAGACUUCACAACAGUCUGAUUAAAUGUCUUUAUGUACAGUAUAUAUAUAUACACACAUCUCACAUAUUUUAUACCAAUGUUGUAAUAAAAAUAAUUUCUACCAAUAGAAAAGGUAUUUUGUAAUCCCUGUGAUACAUUUCUAUAUUUUUUGCAUUGAUCUGACAUGCCUAAGUAGAUAGGAGUCAUACAGAGCAUAUCAAUAACAGUACUUUUACAAGCCCAGACAACAGGACUACAGUGCCUUGGUUCAUCUAUCCAUUAACAACAUCAAUUCACAAGUAAAGUACAGGGGUUCUAGGUUAUCCCUAGCUCUGCUAUCUCUGCUGCACGACUCACAUUUCCAUCAGGACAUUUGGGGUUUGAGGAAAAGAUUCUCCUUUAUAAUUCAGUAACAUCACAUAGGACCAUCUUUUUGAAAUGCCACCAAUAUCUCAAGUAUAUGCAGAGGAUUUUCACAAGGCCACAUACAGUAUUCCAUAUCUGACAAC
Osmerus eperlanus (European smelt) is the source of this 2048-nucleotide messenger RNA. It is a transcript of the gene ppp2r3c, whose product is annotated as protein phosphatase 2, regulatory subunit B'', gamma. The record is from RefSeq and is a predicted model, not a curated record. Gene Ontology annotation, cellular component: spindle; centrosome. Lineage: Eukaryota; Metazoa; Chordata; Actinopteri; Osmeriformes; Osmeridae. The transcript has 13 exons. Bases 97 to 1467 code for a protein of 456 amino acids. Gene Ontology annotation, biological process: microtubule cytoskeleton organization; cortical cytoskeleton organization; regulation of dephosphorylation.